Molecule: messenger RNA, 616 nt
Organism: Anarrhichthys ocellatus (wolf-eel)
Lineage: Eukaryota; Metazoa; Chordata; Actinopteri; Perciformes; Anarhichadidae
Gene: dnajc19
Product: DnaJ (Hsp40) homolog, subfamily C, member 19
Exons: 6
Coding region: 139-489 (116 amino acids)
Biological process (GO): protein import into mitochondrial matrix
Cellular component (GO): PAM complex, Tim23 associated import motor
Molecular function (GO): ATPase activator activity
Source: RefSeq, a predicted model, not a curated record
GAACCAGCGGACGUCAACGCUUUACGACAGUUCUCCGCCAUUUCCGGUACAAACACAUGCACGCUCGAGCGAGGAAAACAUGAGAGGUCAAAAGUUAUGGUCCUAAUCUGCAACAGACACGGAACGUAACACCCAGAUAUGGCCAGUUCCAUGGUGGCAGUGGGACUGGCUCUGGCAGCAGCUGGAUUUGCAGGUCGCUAUGCCAUGCAGGCCAUGAGGCUGAUGGAGCCUCAGAUGAAACAGGCCCUUCAGAGUUUCCCCAAGACGGCUUUUGGAGGAGGCUACUAUAGAGGUGGGUUUGAUCCAAAGAUGUCCAAGAGAGAAGCUUCCCUGGUUUUAGGUAUCAGUCCCACAGCCAACAGGAUUAAGAUCAGAGAGGCACAUCGAAAACUAAUGAUUCUGAAUCACCCAGAUAGAGGUGGAUCUCCCUACCUGGCAGCGAAGAUAAAUGAAGCGAAGGAUUUCUUCGAUGCCCAGACAAAGAAGUGAAGAUGCCAGCAAUGACAGAAGUUCCACACUGCUCUCAUCCAUGCUGUUUGCACUGACCCGGCUUCAGCGAUUACCAGAGUUUUCUAACCGAUUGUUCUCAAAUAAAAUCACGCUGUACAAAUUGUAA